This is a messenger RNA of Abrus precatorius (Indian licorice), 1285 nucleotides long. RefSeq names its product probable E3 ubiquitin-protein ligase BAH1-like. The transcript has 7 exons. The record is from RefSeq and is a predicted model, not a curated record. Lineage: Eukaryota; Viridiplantae; Streptophyta; Magnoliopsida; Fabales; Fabaceae. Bases 149 to 1117 code for a protein of 322 amino acids.
CCUUUUCCUCACGCCACUCUCUAUCGUAAUUCCCACUAUCCCUUCCAACAAAACCAUCACUCUCGUCGUGCUUUCCUUUUCCUCCCCCAAAUUGCUGUUUCUGAUUUCUCACGCUUUUAACAGGAAUUGGGAGUGACGAAAAGGACGAAUGAAAUUCGGGUAUGCAUUCACUGAGUAUCUGCAGGAAGAGCGAGAGUGGUUGGUCGACGAGAAAUGUGCUCAUAUUGAAUAUGUGAGGUUAAAAAAAGUGUUGAAGCGUUGCCAGAGAGAUACCUCUCUCCAUAAAGACCAGUUAUGUCAAUGUCAAUCUUGCCCAUUGUGUGAUCAAAAGUUCUUCUCUGAGCUGAUGAAGGAAGCAUCAGAUAUAGUAGGAUAUUUUAGUUCAAGAGUUAAGCAUCUCCUUCAUCUUCAUAUUGCAACAGGAUUGCAGAGAUAUGUAUUACGAUUGAGCCAGUGCUUUAAAAAUGAUAGCCAAGCCCUUGCUCAAGAAGGGAGGAUUCUGUUUGAGUACAUUGCAAUGAAUGCCAUUGCAAUGAGGAAGAUACUUAAGAAAUAUGAUAAAGUACACAGCUCUACGAAUGGGGAGAAUUUCAAAUCUAGGAUGCAUGCCGAGCACAUUGAACUUUUGCACUCACCUUGGCUAAUUGAAUUGGGUGCUUUUUAUCUGAAUUCUAGUGGACUUAAUGAUUGUGAAAUUGAUGGAGUCUAUGGUCACUUUUUGUGUGACUUAAACAUAAAUAAAGCUGCAAUGACAUUAAUUCUUCCCGAUUCUAUUAAGCUUGAGUAUGAUCUAACUUGUGCAAUUUGCCUGGAUUUUGUUUUUAAUCCAUAUGCUUUGGGUUGUGGUCAUAUCUUCUGCAAGUCAUGUGCUUGCUCAGCCGCCUCUGUGAUGAUUUUCCAAGGCCUUAAAGCUGCAAGUCCGGAAUCGAAGUGCCCUAUAUGCAGAGAGGUUGGAGUUUAUUCUAAGGCGGUGCACAUGUUAGAACUUGAUCUGCUUAUGAAAAGAAGGUGCAGAGAAUACUGGAAAGAUAGGCUAGCUGGUGAACGAGUUGAUACGUUGAAGCAAUCCAAGGAAUACUGGAAUUUACAGUCCACAUAUGCAGUUGGAUUGCUGUAGGUUUUUAUACUUUGACCAUCGAAACAUCCAAGUCGUACGGUUAACUAAUAGAACUCCCAGGAAGUAUUUUACUUGAUUAUGAGUUCGUCCUUCGGUCAUGACUGAACUGCUGUAGAUGAAGUGGGAUUUAAUUAGUUCUUAAUACCUUAGGAUUAAAUAAUAAAUAAA